AUGGCUGAUCACUUCGCGUUCACCACUAGCCAAGCCACUAGCUCUCUCAAGGAUACCAAGAAUGUCGCAGGCAAUCGCAAGGAGAUGGCGGCUCUCGAGGUUAGAGAAGAGUACACAAAGCCGUAUAGAAACUUUUCCCGAGACCACUUGAACGCGCCUCCGGGCUCGAAUUUUGAGAUACUCCUGGAAGCCGAUAAAACGCUAGUAGCCCUCACCGAAUCAUACGUUUCCGCUGUAGGAAAGCCCCAAUAUUCGGCACUUUGCAAAGUCCUGAAUCAUCUCAGCGAGAAAUUCUGUGGUAAAUCCUUUCCCCGACGUAUACAAACUCUCACUAACUAUUCACGUCCAAAACGCACAGGGGAUAACGAACCCAUCGUCUUCGUGGACCAUCACACAGCAUAUCUCAAACAUCAUCCCAACGGAUACUUUGACUGCUCUCCGGAUAUUCCUGCCAUGUUGAAGUCUAGAUUCUUGACCUACCCGUCCACUUCCCCUUGCAAAUGCGCCGAGUGGUCCGAUCUAGAGACCGUAGUCGAAGUCAAGAACGAGCACGAAUACUUGGAUGGCAUAACGCAACUGGCCGCGUACCUUGGACUAGCGAAUCAAGCUCGACCAGACAAAGUUGGGAUAUACGGCUUGAUCACAUCGCCACACGGAUAUCAGAUACAAUAUAGCGAUGCUGGCGGUCUGACUACAUCGCCGUUCUCCGAUUGGGAACACCUCGUUCCCUUGGCGUCCUAUGUGUAUACGCUCUAUUUUCCUCUUCCAGGACGCCCGCGCUGCGACCCGACCAUCACUCGCUCAUCCACUCGCAUAGAAGAUAAACCCUCCUGGGAUGUCACGUUCAAAGGCGAAACAUAUCCUGCGUGCCAAGUCAAAUUCGUCGGACAACCGUGGAAGCGCAUGGCGUGGGUCGCCCAAACAGCGGGUAAAUAUCCCACCGUCAUCAAGGAUUCCUACUGGGCGCAUGGCCGGACGUUCAAAGAAGGGGAAUUGUAUGAUGUUCUACAGGACGGCAAACCGGCUCCAGGCUUCGUGAGGGUGAUAACACACGGAGACGUCUUCUAUGAGGAGGGUCCUAUUACCUCUAUCAAUAUCGAACCCCAUGUAUAUCGAGUAAAGACCAGACUCGUCAUGGGCACCUCGGGUGACCCAUUAAUCGACAUCCCAAGCAUCAAGCAUUUUCUCAUGGCGAUGUACGAUGUUCUCGAAGCUCAUCGAUGGGCAGUCAAAGAGAGAAACAUUAUCCAUCGCGAUAUCAGUCAGGCUAAUAUCAUCAUCAACCCCAAGGACAGAUGUAAAAAGUACCUGAGAGAGCACACUCGGCCUAUCUUUAUCACAGAAAUCCUCUUCAAGAAGGAAUAUGCUCCGCCGGUGGCCCGCCUAUUUGAUUUCGACAACUCGGCUGAAAACGAUCGCUUGCGGGCGAAGACUCCCACCUUUAAGGAGUCUCUAGAACGAAGCCCUGAUCACGAACACCUUCGUCAUAGGACGGGCACGCCGCGGUUCAUGGCACGCGCGGUCGCCGCUGGUCAUACUCUUGGACGAACUUGGAAUGUGUUCGUGUCCAUGCCUUCAUUGCCGCCAAAUCUUCUUGCCCGGUACAAAAAGGUCCAUUCUGCGGGAGAGAACCAUCUACGACUUUUUGAGGAUCGCAAUGGCACAAUACACGGUGGUCGCGUCGGUAGAAGAGAAUCGGACAAUGAUCCUCUCGACGAACCAGGCUGCGAACCCAGCGAGGACGAAUCUAGCGAGGACGCACCUAGCAAAGACGAAUCUAACAGCGAGGACGAAUCUGACCCCGACGAAUCUGAGAACAGCGAAUCCGACAACGACGAAUCUGACCACGCCGAGUCCGACGAUGGCACAAUUGGUUCUCUCAAAUUUGAAUCUGACGACAAUAAACUUACUGAAGACAAAUCUGAGGGUCAAACUCAAAUAUUUCGGCAUCUCCCUCGACAUGACGCCGAGUCGGUGUUCUGGGUGAUCGUAGUAUUCCUCCUUCGUGCUCUACCCCUUGGCCACCGUCCCGCUGAUGACACGAACGUGGAGUUCCUGAGGUCAGCCUGGGGGUACAUUGCGGGUCACGAAAUCAAGUCCGCACCGGGACAGUCUCCUAUGGACUCCCGGGCGAGCCUUCUAUUUCACCCCGACGCCUGGGAGCAAAUUCUGCAUCAGAAAUUUGCUCGCCUGGCGCCCAUGAUGGAGGAGUUUAUUGCGCAGGUAACGCCUGAAUAUAGCCAUCUCACGGAACCACCUCCAGACGACUUCCAUCUCCAUGAGGCAAUGCAACGUAUUCUACUCAAAUACGCCGUAAAAUUUUUGGGGGACUCUGACAUCCUUCUGAAUACUAAAAAACGACGUGUGAUUCUCCAAGAGACGGACCCCCAGUGCACAGGGCUGUGGUCAUCUACUGAUAUUUCUCUGGACGGUCAGCACUUGCAGCAAGUUGGACAUAGCUCUCGCUUUUCGGUAUCCCGAGGUCCAGACGGUAUUGUCAAGGACAAAGUAGGUAAACUCUGA
Pleurotus ostreatus (oyster mushroom) is the source of this 2523-nucleotide messenger RNA. RefSeq lists its product as uncharacterized. The record is from RefSeq and is a predicted model, not a curated record. Bases 1 to 2523 code for a protein of 840 amino acids. Gene Ontology annotation, biological process: protein phosphorylation. NCBI's taxonomy places the organism in Eukaryota, Fungi, Basidiomycota, Agaricomycetes, Agaricales, Pleurotaceae. Gene Ontology annotation, molecular function: protein kinase activity. The transcript has 4 exons.